Bufo bufo (common toad) is the source of this 7652-nucleotide messenger RNA. RefSeq names its product unc-13 homolog C (gene UNC13C). Gene Ontology annotation, molecular function: syntaxin-1 binding; diacylglycerol binding; calmodulin binding. Gene Ontology annotation, biological process: synaptic vesicle maturation; synaptic transmission, glutamatergic; presynaptic dense core vesicle exocytosis. Lineage: Eukaryota; Metazoa; Chordata; Amphibia; Anura; Bufonidae. Gene Ontology annotation, cellular component: presynaptic active zone cytoplasmic component; terminal bouton; synaptic vesicle membrane. The transcript is spliced from 33 exons. The record is from RefSeq and is a predicted model, not a curated record. Bases 4 to 6654 code for a protein of 2216 amino acids.
CUGAUGGUUUCUGCCCUAUUGAAGAGCCUGAUCUUCUCUCAUAUAUAUAAGCUUUGCAAAGGAAUGUUUACAAAGAAACUGGGGAAUCAUACAAAAAAGAAAGAAAGUCAGAGCAAAAAGGAACAGGAUAUUUCUCAAUUUGGCCUAGGCAAGAACCCAAAUAUUUCAACUAUCAAAAGCACAGUCAAAAAAAUUGCCAAGUGUUCUUCUUCCUGCAACUUGUCAACUGAGGAAGAUACUGGUAGAAAGGAAUUUUCACUUUCUCCAACAUUCAGUUAUAGAGUAGCAAUUGCCAAUGGGCUUCAAAAAAAUAUUAUUCUAGCUGGCAAUAAUGAUGAUGCAUUUCAUGAUAUAUCUUCUCUUAGUAGUUCAUAUUCAGAAUCUUUAAGUGAAACAAGGGCUGACAGUACAACCAAGGAAUACUCAUCACAAACCAUGCCAGUAAGGCGAAACAGAAAGAGCAUGAGCAGUCUGGCUCCUUCUGAUGGAAGUUCGGAUGGGGAACGUACAUUGCAUAGCCUAAAAAUGGGUGCUUUACGCAAACUUAGAAAAUGGAAGAAGAGCCAAGAAUGUGUUUCAUCAGAUUCAGAAGUAAGCACAUGGAAGAAAACCUGGGGGUUGCGAAGCAAGUCUUUAGACAGAACAGUCCGUCAGCAGAAAACCAAUGCACUUGAACCUGGCUUUAGCUCCACUGGUUGCAUAAGUCAAACUCAUGAUGUCAUGGAAAUGAUCUUUAAAGAACUCCAAGGUAUAAGUCAAAUUGAAACUGAACUGUCAGAAUUAAGAGGUCAUGUGAAUUCCUUAAAGCAAUCCAUUGAUGAAAUUUCUAGCAGUGUUGAGGUUGUGCAAAGUGAAAUUGAGCAGUUGCGUUCAGGUUUUGUACAAUCAAGAAGAGAAACCAGAGAUAUCCAUGACUACAUUAAGCAAAUAGGUCAUCACAGUAGCAAGCUUAGUCUUAGGUUUUUAAAUGUGCCUGAAGAAAAAAAUGAAGUUUGUGAAAAUGUUGUUUAUAGAAUUUUAAUUGAAAAAAUGGGAUUUGCAGAUGCACAAAACAGUAUGAAAAUUGAAAUUGCUCACAGGCUAGGGCAACAAAGAGAUUGUCCGAAUGCAAAACCUAGACCAAUUCUUGUUUAUUUUGCUACACAACAAGAUAGAGAUUUAGUUUUAAAAAAAUGUUAUAAACUGAAGGGAACUGGAAUUGGGAUUUCUACUGACAUUAUUUCCCAUGAAUUGAAAGCGAAAAAAGAAAAGGCAAUUCCUUUAUCUCAAACAUAUGAGAGCAUGGACAUGAAAUUUUCUGCUGUUGAGCCAAAGAUUACUCAUGAUGAAUGGGAAUCCCAUGAAGACAGUGAUAAAGAGCUGGAACCAGACGUAAACAGAAAUAGUUAUGCAAUGGUAUCUAAGCCUGAAGGUCAGAUGAAAUCAAAUGGGAGAAAAAGAAGCGGGCAAUCAUCCCAUAAUAAAAAACCUCACAGAACAUCUGAAGACACCACUUAUAAAAGUAAAGAUGAUUAUGGAGAGCUUAAUUUUCAGUCCCCUGUAUCUGAUAGCUUGGAAAAAAACAAAAUAUAUUACAGUGAUUCAACUCCUUUGUGGCAUUCACAGACUGACUUUUCUACUCCAAAACUGAGCCGUUCAGAAUCUGAUUUUUCAAAAUUAUGUCAAUCUUACUCUGAAGAUUUUUCAGAAAACCAAUAUUUCAUAAGAACCAAUGGAAGUUCUCUAUUGUCUUCUUCUGAUCGAGAACUCUGGCAAAGAAGACAGGAAGAUAAUUCAUCAAACUGGUGUGCAAGCUCACAGGAGCAAGCAUUCAGUAAUGACGUAGAGCCUUACCAUGAAGAGAAUGAAAUAGAGAACACUGAGACUGUUGACAGUGGUGUCAGCAAUGGGAUACUUUGUGCUUCAGGAGACCGCAGUCACUAUAGCGACUCUCAGCUUUCUUUGCAUGGUGAUUUGUCACCAUGGAAAGAAUGGCACCAUUUAGAGCAAGAUUCUGGGCUUGAUGCAUCUACACAACAUGGUUUUGCCUAUAAUGUCAACUGCCCCGCAGAUGAACACAUGGAAGUUCAUGCAAACAAUUAUGAAAAGUGCCAAAGUACAGAUUUUCCAUAUAACACAGAAAACUACAAUUACACUCUAGAGAGCAAUUCUCCAUCUUGCCCUGAAAUCUGCACUGUGUCACAAAAUCAGUGGACUAGUGAAUAUGAAUCAUACAUUGAGACAAAUGCCAAUGAAAUGUACCAGAGUCAGGGAAGAUUGCCUAUGAUGUACCGUAGCCAGAGUGAACUACAAAGUGAUGACUCAGAGGAUGCUCCACCAAAAUCAUGGCAUAGCCGACUGAGCAUUGAUCUUUCAGAUAAAACCUUUAGCUUCCCAAAGUUUGGCUCCACACUUCAACGUGCUAGAUCGGCACUGGAAGUUGUAUGGAAUAAAAGCACACAUAGCUUAAGUGGCAAUGAUGAAAGCAGCUCCUCUUUCAUGGGCAGAUUUCGCACAUUAUCACAGUCUACAGCUAAUGAAUCCAGCACAACUCUUGAUUCUGAUGUAUACGCAGAACCUUACUACUACAAAGCUGAUGACGUCGUUGAUUAUGGUGAAUCUACGUCUGGCAAUGACAAUGGAGAAGAUUAUGUGGAAGUGAUGGAACAAGUUCUUGCCAAACUUGAAAACAGAACAAACACAAAUGAAAAUCUUGACCAAAUGCAAGAAUAUCAAGAGUAUGAUGACAACUUAUAUGACCCAGAGUAUGACCCAGACUUACAAAUGGAUCAGUACAACAUUCCAUACGAUGACUUAGCUCCUGAGGAUAUAAUAGAGCCUGAAUGUGAAAUAGUGUACGACAUGACAGUCAACUCCAAGAACGAUGAUGAGAACAAAAAUGUGCCUGAAAAAACCUUUGAGUUCCCAAAGAAAAAGCGCAUUCGUCCAAGUUUUAAGGAGGCUGCCAUGAAGGCAUACAAGAAGGAAAUGGCUGAUCUUGAAGAAAGGAUCCUUGCAGGAGAUAGCAAAGCUAUGGAUGAAAAGGCACGGAUAGUUGGCGGCAGCUCUUUGGAUGCCUCAAAACUUUACGAAAUACAGACUGGCGGGGGAGGAGGAAGAGGGCUUUACGGAAUUGACAGCAUGCCAGAUCUUAGAAGAAAGAAAACAAUACCUUUCGUCCGAGAUGUGGCGAUGACACUGGCAGCACGGAAAGCUGGAAUAUCUCUUGCAAUGGUUAUCCGAACCUCUGUGAACAAUGAAGAACUGAAAGCUCAUGUUUUCAAGAAGACAUUGCAAGCUCUGAUUUACCCAAUUUCAUCUACCACUCCACACAAUUUUGAAGUAUGGACCGCAACAACACCAACAUACUGCUAUGAGUGCGAAGGUCUUCUUUGGGGAAUAGCAAGACAGGGCAUGAGGUGUACAGAAUGUGGUGUCAAGUGUCAUGAAAAAUGUCAAGACCUCCUAAAUGCUGACUGCCUGCAAAGAGCAGCAGAAAAAAGUUCCAAACAUGGAGCAGAAGACAAAACUCAGCACAUUAUUAUGGCAAUGAAGGAAAGAAUGAAGAUCCGAGAAAGAAACAGACCAGAGGUUUUUGAGCUUAUUCAAGGGCUUUUCCAGAUAUCAAAAGAAGAUUUUGUGCACCAUACAAAAUCAGCCAAGCAAAGUGUUCUAGAUGGGACAUCCAAGUGGUCUGCCAAAAUCAGGAUCACAGUUCUUUCUGCCCAGGGUCUACAAGCAAAAGAUAAAACAGGGUCAAGUGACCCAUAUGUAACAGUUCAGGUUGGAAAAACUAAGAGGAGAACCAAAACCAUUUUUGGAAACCUAAAUCCAGUGUGGGAUGAAACCUUUCAUUUUGAAUGCCACAAUUCCACAGACCGGAUAAAAGUGAGAGUUUGGGAUGAAGAUGAUGACAUAAAGUCAAGAGUGAAACAGCACUUCAAGAAAGAAUCAGAUGACUUCCUUGGACAAACUUUUGUAGACGUGAGAACACUCAGUGGUGAAAUGGAUGUCUGGUACAAUUUAGAAAAACGGACAGAUAAAUCCGCUGUCUCUGGUGCCAUAAGGCUGAAAAUUCAUGUUGAAAUCAAGGGAGAAGAAAACGUGCCGCCUUACCACAUACAGUACACUUGCUUACAUGAGAACUUGUUCCACUACUUGACAGAAGUUCAGAAUAAUGGCAUUGUUAAGAUCCCUGAAGUUAAAGGAGAUGAAGCCUGGAAGGUUUACUUUGAUGAUAGCGCGCAAGAAAUAGUGGAUGAAUUUGCAAUGCGCUAUGGAAUAGAGUCUAUUUAUCAGGCUAUGACGCAUUUUUCCUGUCUGUCUUCCAAAUACAUGUGCCCAGGUGUACCAGCUGUCAUGAGUACCUUAUUGGCGAAUAUCAAUGCAUUUUAUGCUCACACAACAGCUACAACAAAUGUUUCAGCAUCAGACCGAUUUGGUGCUACCAAUUUUGGGAGAGAAAAGUUUAUAAAACUCUUGGAUCAGCUGCACAAUUCUCUACGAAUUGACCUCUCAAAAUACAGGGAUAACUUCCCAGCUACAAACCUAGAAAGGCUUCAAGACUUAAAGUCAACUGUGGACCUGCUAACAAGCAUCACCUUUUUCCGCAUGAAGGUUCUUGAACUUCAGAGCCCUCCAAGAGCCAGCAUGGUGGUGAAGGACUGUGUACGAGCCUGCUUAGAUUCUACGUACAAGUAUAUUUUUGUUAACUGCCAUGAGCUUUAUUCACAAUUACUGGACCAGGGUAAGAAACAGGAUAUUCCACGUGAAGAUCAAGGUCCAACAAUUAAAAACUUGGAUUUUUGGCCAAACCUCAUUACCUUAAUGGUCACUAUUAUUGAUGAGGACAAGAUAUCAUAUACUCCUACUCUAAACCAGUUUCCUCAGGAGCUCAACAUGGGAAAACUCAGUGCAGAGGUGAUGUGGAACUUAUUUGCACAGGAUAUGAAGUAUGCUUUGGAAGAACAUGAAAAGCAUUGUCUAUGCAAGAGUACAGAUUAUAUGAAUUUGCACUUCAAAGUAAAAUGGUUUUAUAAUGAAUACGUUCGAGAACUUCCUGCAUUCAAGGAUACCGUCCCAGAAUAUUCUCUGUGGUUUGAGCCUUUUGUUAUUCAGUGGUUGGAUGAAAAUGAAGAUGUGUCAAUGGAAUUUCUUCAUGGAGCGUUGGGAAGAGAUAAAAAGGAUGGAUUCCAGGCCACAUCAGAACAUGCUUUGUUUUCCUGCUCAGUUGUUGAUGUCUUCACACAAUUAAAUCAAAGCUUUGAGAUUAUCAAGAAACUGGAGUGCCCAAAUCCGGAAGCGCUUUCUCAUUUAAUGAGAAGAUUUGCAAAGACCAUCAACAAAGUGCUGCUCCAGUAUGCUGCAAUUAUAUCCAAUGAUUUCAGCUUGUACUGCGGCAAGGAAAAUGUGCCAUGUAUUCUACUGAACAACAUCCAGCAACUAAGAGUUCAACUGGAAAAGAUGUUCGAGAACAUGGGAGGAAAAGAGCUGGAUCCGGAUGCCAGUACGAUGCUUAAAGAACUCCAGCUGAAGCUUAGUGCUGUGUUGGAUGAGCUUAGCUGCAUAUUCGGAGCAAGUUUCCAGAACAUAAUUGAGGACUGUGUGAGACAAAUGAGUGUGGAAUUAAAUCAGAUGAGAGGCAAUGGGAACACAUCUACAAACAGAAACAAUGCAGCCAUGGAUGCUGAAAUCGUGCUGCGGCCACUGAUGGAUUUUCUGGAUAAAACAUUAUCAGUCUCUGCAAAAAUAUGUGAGAAGACAGUGCUUAAACGAGUUUUAAAAGAAUUAUGGAAAUUAGUGCUUAACAAAAUCGAGAAGCAGAUUGUGCUACCCCCUCUAACAGACCAAGUAGGGGCUCAGAUGAUUUUCAGCGCAGCUAAAGACCUUGGACAGUUGUCUAAAUUAAAGGAUCAUGUGAUUCGAGAAGAAGCCAGAAGUCUCACACCUCGACAAUGUUCAGUCAUGGAGGUUGUUCUAGCCACAAUUAAGCAAUACUUUCACGCCGGGGGAAGUGGGUUGAAGAAGAAUUUCCUGGAGAAGAGCAUAGACCUACAGUCAUUGAAAUAUGCUCUCAGCCUCUACACCCAAACUACCGACGCUUUGAUAAAAAAAUUUAUAGAAACACAGGCAUCUCAAGGUCUGUCCACAGAAGGCACGGUUGGAGAAAUUUCAGUUCAAGUGGAUAUUUUCACUCAUCCUGGAAAUGGAGAACACAAGAUUACAGUAAAAAUUGUGGCACUUAAUGGAUUACAAUGGCAAACCACAGCUAUGUUCCGGCCUUUUGUUGAAGUCUUCGCAUUAGGUCCCAGUCUUGGCGAUAAGAAAAGGAAAUAUGGUACAAAGACAAAGAGUAACACUUGGUCACCAAAAUACAACGAGAUUUUCAAUUUCGUUCUAAGCAAUGAAGAAAGCCCAGCGGCCUAUGAACUUCACCUCUGUGUGAAGGAUUACUGCUUCGCCAGGGAAGAUCGGAUUAUAGGAAUGACAGUUAUCCAGCUGAAGGGCAUCGUGGAGAAAGGCAACUGUGCAUCCUGGUACCCACUGAUGAAAAACAUCUGCAUGGAUGAAACUGGACUGACAAUCCUGCGAAUACUUUCUCAACGCUCCAAUGAUGAAGUUGCUAAGGAGUUUGUAAGACUGAAAUCAGACACCCGGUCUCUGGAGGAGAUCUAGAAUGUGCUGCCGCAUGGGAAAACCCACCCAACAGAACUCUUCUAGAAAAAAAUACCAUGAAACAUUGAUACGGUGUUGUUAUUUGAUCGUGUAUGCAUGUGAAAAUCAGUGGGAAUGUUUAUUUAAUAUGUUUCCGUGUUUGCUAGUACACCAGUACUAUAUUUGCAAGGCGUGUUGAAGAAAACAUGUACCUUCCUUUUAUAUGAAUGACAUUGGGCAAGGACUAGUUCCCAUAAAGUGCCAAAAUCUACGCCUAAAACUGAAAUGAGCUCAUGGUCUUUUUGUUAAUCAUUGUUUUCCUACCAUUUUCAAACCUUGUUGAGUUACAUUUAAUGUGUCGUAUUUGUUAAAUAUGUGUCUCUCUGCAGUUCAUUUAUCCAAUGAUUUGCUGACAUAAUGUUGCUUUUUUAUUUCAUUUUUUUGCAGAAGAACGUAUUGUAUGUUGAAUGGUUUGCAAUUUUAUAACUCCAUUCCUGAAUAGAGAUAUUACUUUUCAUAUAAUAAAGGAUGGGGCUAUUUUAUGCAUCUUCUACACAAACCUUCUGGUAUAUCACUGUGAAGACAAACUGUACGAAUCUCGCUUCUAAAACUUAUUAUUGUCCACCCUUAUAAAGUAGUUUCUCUUUCUGUGUAUUCCAGUUCUUUAAUGGAUCUCUUUACCUAGUAAUAAUAGUGCACACAGCAUCCUGGGGAAGGGAAAGACUUUGUACAUUUGUACGAAACAUGUCGGGAUUCUGUGAUACGUCAUUCCCUGUGUUUUGCUCACGUCAUCAGAUCAGCUUCUUGUCACUUGCAGCAAUGGGAUAUUUUCCAUAAAACUUGCAGUAUUUUUGUAUGGUGCAAAAAGGAAUGAUAACAUUCCAUAAAGUCCAACUAUCAUUUACCCUGUGUGUAUGUGCUUGAAACAUUGUACUGAAUACCAAGGAUAUUGGCUUGAACUGUGUACAGCUGAGUGUUGUCUGGACCAUAAGAGAAUGGUAUUGUCACAGGCAGGGAAA